AUGGCAACGGUUCCUCCAUCACAGCUGGGGUUUGCACAGGACACCAAGGUGUUAUUUUCCUCAAGUGGCCUGAAAACAGAAGCAAAUGUCGAACAUGUCGAACAUAUCCACCCCAUUGAACAUGGAUCUUCUGCUAAUGAGACAACGAACACCGAAGAACAUACUGAGCUGACGAAUAUUGAAACCAUGGCAUAUGUUGUAGAGGAAGUCAACGCAGAAUUCAAACUGGUUCCUGUAAUUCUUGACGGGAUCCGGCCAGACGAGGUAUUGAUAGAAAUGAAGUACAGCGGCAUUUGUCAUACUGAUGUCGUUACUCAACGAGGGGGGCUACCUUUUGUCGAAUUUCCUGCUAUUCUAGGCCAUGAAGGUGCCGGGAUCGUCAGAGCGAUCGGUAAGGACGUCAAAAUCAAAGACCUUGCCGUGGGCGACCACGUCCUUCUUUCGUUCAAUAGUUGCGGCUCCUGCAAUACUUGUACGAGCGGCCACCCAGCCUUAUGCCCCGACUCCUCAAAGAUCAACGUCGGCUCGGUGAGAAUGAGUGACAAAAGUACACCCGCAAGGCUCGCCACCGACGGCCGGCCUGUAAGAAGCCAAUUUUUUGGUCACUCAUCCUUUUCCAAAAUGUCGGUUGUCAGUGCCAAGUCCGUUGUCCGGUGUCCUAAAACGGCGGCGGACCACAUGGAGCUCUAUGCCCCGCUCGGAUGCGGACUUCAGACUGGUGCCGGGACAGUCCUGAACAUCAUAAAGCCUGGCAAACAGGACUCCAUUGUCAUUUUCGGACUUGGUAGCGUGGGUAUUGCAGCACUGUUGGCGGCACGGUAUUUGGAGGUAGGCCAAAUUAUUGCUGUUGACAUAGUUCCAGAACGUCUGAAACUGGGAAAGGACCUAGGGGCCUCUCACGUAAUCAACUCAGUAGAGACAGCAUCUGUGGUCGAAGAAAUCCAGAAACUCACCAGCGGAGGUCCAAAGUUUGCUGUUGACUGCACCGGCAUAUUGGGUGUGAUUGAAGAUAUGAUACGAUGCGUCAGACCCCUAGGCACUGCAGUUCUAGUCGGGGUGCCACCUCCCGCAGCCGAGAUUAAGAUUGACCCUCAAGCGUUCUUGUUGGGUAACAAAAGACUGAUUGGGGUGAUUGAGGGCGACUCAUAUCCUCCUCAAUUCAUACCCCAAUUAAUCGCAAUGCACCAAGAGGGCAAGUUCCCUAUUGAAAGACUGUGCAGAACGUAUCCUGCGUCGCAACUAAACAAAGCAAUUCAAGACAUGCAAUCUGGUCAGGUGAUGCUAAGUGUGUCGCAGGUCAUCAAGCCAGUAAUCAAAUGGGACUAA
Messenger RNA from Colletotrichum truncatum, 1326 nucleotides. RefSeq names its product putative alcohol dehydrogenase. Gene Ontology annotation, molecular function: oxidoreductase activity; zinc ion binding. The record is from RefSeq and is a predicted model, not a curated record. NCBI's taxonomy places the organism in Eukaryota, Fungi, Ascomycota, Sordariomycetes, Glomerellales, Glomerellaceae.